Coregonus sp. 'balchen' is the source of this 10396-nucleotide messenger RNA. NCBI's taxonomy places the organism in Eukaryota, Metazoa, Chordata, Actinopteri, Salmoniformes, Salmonidae. The record is from the annotation of a GenBank genome assembly.
CCUCACUCCAGCCAGCCGGUCUAAGGGCACAGAGAGCCAUCUGUCCAUUCUCUGUGCAAUAACUGACAACAAAGGGGGUCAAACAUUUAACUAGGACUGUAAAACUAGAGGACUAUUCAUUCUGGAGUGACAAAGAGAGGAAGAGGAACAAAUAUUCAUACUAAAAUAGCAGGUUAGUGUUUUAUACUAAUAGUUCUUGUUACAUUACAGGCGCCUCAACUAAUGGGGCUGACAGAGGAUUAGGCUUUACAGCGACUCAUGUUUCCCUUGGUAAUAAUAUUGCAAAUAAGAAAAUUACAGAAGUCUUAUUCAACCGUAGACUUUAAUCCCGUUCUUUUAACAAUUUACAAGUAAAUUACCCUCAAUAGCCGGUUGCCCUGAGUUGACACAGACUUAGCUACCCAUGUCAUUGAAUUUCUAUACCCUUAUUGUUAUAUGCAAUACAAUUACAUUUUCUCUACAGUACUGAAUUUAAUUGAUGGAACUAAAGCAAGGCUUUUGGUCAAAUAUUGUGGUUUUGAGGAUACAUAUAUUUGCCAAUGUUCUAUGCCCUUGUAUUCCAGGAAUAACCUUUAUCCACACAUUUUGAUUGGCCUAAUCUCAUUUUAUGAUGUGAGAGGAAGGUUUUAAAAUGCUCAGAUGUAAUACAACAGUAUUUAGUCCCUAUAACACACAAUUAUGGGGUGGAGAGUGUUAAAGCACACAACAUAGUCUCUGAGAAAAGUCACUUGUCUCAUGAUAAACUUUCAAUUUCAAUAUGAAUACCUUCCAGAAAUUAAUAUUUAAUGAAUAUCCAUUUCUUCAACAAGAUCAAAAUCCUGAUAUUGUUCUAAAGAUCAGCUAGUCAAGAGUACAUGUGUUCCCUGAAGUCUAAUUCCAGUUUGCUUACAAAGAUUAGAUUUGUAUCAACAACUUUUGUCACUAGAUGUUUAAUUGUUAAAUCAUGUUUAUGGCUGCUCCUGAGUAUUAGCGUUUUGUUCUGUAAUCUUGAGUGGGUGCUGACAUACUAGAGGUGACUGAAAUGGGUCAAAGGGGUCUUAAGCAUUAACCAAACAAAUCCUGGCCUAUAGGAUUAGCCUGGGAUGUUGCUGUAUGUCGCAUGCAUUUAGUGUAGCUCAAUUGGUAGAGCACGGCGCUUGUAACGCCAGGGUAGUGGGUUCGAUCCCCGGGACCACCCAUAUGUAAAAAUGUAUGCACGCAUGACUGUAAGUCGCUUUGGAUAAAAGUGUCUGCUAAAUGGCAUAUUAUAUUAUUAUAUUAUAAUGACACAGAGAAGAGAAUCACUCUUGUUAGGCUAUAUAUACCCUGCUGUUCAACAACUCGUUGAAUUCCUAAUAUUAUUGUCUGCAGCAAUGUUCUAUAAUUUUUUAUAUGGCGUGAAGAUGUGUGAAGACAUUUGCAUUGCUUGCUGGGAAUUGACCCAGGCUUGACUUAGCAAUGAAAGUUGAAGCAAUUAUAAUUAAAGAAUCAUAUGCUGUUUGAAUGUAAUGAUAUGUUAUUGUCAAACUCAAACAUUUUUACCCAUCACCCUUGUGUGUACCCAUCCUUGUUGCUUCCAUGGCUUUCUUAGGUGUGGCAUGGCGGUCAUCUAUUGGUGUAGGUAAGUAUCUGAGUUGGGUCAAAGGUUGGGGCGGACUUGGACCAGAAAUCGUCCCUGGCAUUUCUAACACACUCCUCGAGGCCCCCACACUGGCCCAUUUCUUUCCUUGAGGCCCCCAUUAUUAGCCAUAUAAUGAUCAUUUUGUGCGAAAAACCCAAGCUAGACAGGUCCACUGGGCUAGAAAUGGACAGCCCAUCUGGCAUUUUCUCGAAAUGCCAGAUGGCCAGUCCGUCCCUGGUCAAAGGUCAUGCAUGACACACUUGGUAAGAUACAAAAAGGACAAAUACAGUUAUGUUUAAAGCAUUGGUGUACUGAUGUAGGAUCUUAAUUUGUGCCAGUUUGUUGUGUGAAUUAUAAUUAAUGGAGACAUUUUUUUUAGGGGGUUUUCAUUAGGGUAAAUCAAGUCUGACAUUUUAAAAUGGAAAUUACAAACUUUAGAAGCCUUUAUGAACCUCAAAUACACUACAAGUUAAAAUUCUCAGCAACAAAAGAGUGAUAAAAAAUUAUCCUACAUCUGUAGCUUUGGGCAAGUUUUGAUAGAAUGUAGGAUUGUGGAAAGAAGGAUUCUGUCCAUUCCACAUUCACCAACAGACUAAAGUAGUAUUUUCAUAUUUGAGUGUCCCACUCCUGUCCGACUUAUAUUCAGAGACAUUCCUAUGUGGUUCUGGGUACAGGAUGAAGGGUACAUGGGAACAGUGGGACAUUGUGCUCCCACAGUGUGAUAUUACUAGGGUAUUAUUAGAGACGGUCACACAGACAUCACUUGAUCUCCAGCCCUGUAGGACACAGACAGCUCCUUUUGUAUUUUUAUCUAAUCAAAGAACAGUCUCACAAGUUCUGUUUAGCCGGAACUAAUGAGGGAGUCCCGUGUGAGCAUCACACCAGAGGCAAACGCUAAUUUUACCCAGUCACAGCUAUCAACCAGUAAAACAGGAUCAUAGGGAUAACCCUUGCAUCAUAGGGCUAAUGAUAAAGACAUAUGUAACCAUGUAUGCUUACCAGUACAUGGACACAAUUAACUCUGGAGGCUUGGAUUUCACUUUUAAGUUAUUAUGUGGUAAAAACCUGAGGUCAAAAUCAAAAAGAAAAUAGCAUUCACUGUAGGGACAACUCUCUAAUCGUAAAAUGACAAAUUAAUUGUCUGAUUAAUUCUGGGAAAGCCUCCAAAUAUAGUUGUAUUGAUUGCCUGUUACAUUGGAUACAUUUCAAGGGUCGUGCAGGGCUUUCGAAUUCUAAUUUCAUUUUAUGAAUGACUGAACAAAAAUCAAUUGACUAUGCCAGUUUCAUGUGAAUUGGUCCCUGUUUGUGUCUACAGAGUGUUGUAGGAAGCUGAGUGUCUAGACCGUUGAUAAGUGUGAAUAUGUCUGACAAGGAAGGUGGGGCCUCAGAGGGGGGGCUGAAUGUUACCCUCACUUUACGGCUUCUGAUGCAUGGGAAGGUAAACAAGUCUCAUCAUUGCAACAUAUCCCUAUUCUUUUAUAAUAUUCCCAUUGUCAGAUCAGAUUGAAAAUGUUAUAAUUUUAUUGAUUUAUAUAUUUGUUUGGUGUCUCAUUGUUAACAGGAAGUGGGCAGCAUAAUUGGAAAGAAAGGGGAAACUGUAAAAAAGAUGAGAGAGGAGGUACACAUAUAUUUUCUGACAUAACAAAUGCAAUAAAAUGCUAAUUUCAAUAGAAAAAUUGUAUUUUUACAUGACACCUAAAAUUACAUCUGUGUUUCUAGAGUGGAGCUCGCAUCAACAUUUCGGAGGGAUCUUCUCCAGAGAGGAUUGUUACCAUCACAGGACCAACAGAGGGCAUCUUCAGAGCUUUCUCUAUGAUCGCUGAGAAGUUUGAGGAGGUAACAAAAUACUCUGGUAUCAUGUACUCUGGUGUAUCUUUAUGUUAAUAUCUUACAAGUAAAAAUGUACUAAUUUCCUCACUUUGGGCAACAUUUCACUCAAAACUUCCAUUGACUUCAAUGAAUGAUACAAUACAAAAGAUUUUGUCAGGACCCCCUAUAUUUUGAUAACAUGAAAACUGUUGUCUAAACCACUAUUUCAGGACAUUACAGCUGCAAUGACAAACAGCACUGUAACAAGCCAUCCUCCAGUGACACUCCGCCUUGUGUUCCCAGGGAGUCAGUGUGGCUCCUUGAUAGGCAAAGGAGGCUCCAAGAUCAAGGAGAUCAGAGAGGUAGAAGAAGCUAGGCCUGAAGCAUCUCUCAUUUACUUCCUGUAUCUUUUGACAACAAUUUCGUCCAGCGGGAGCUCAUUUGAUUUAGCCUGGUCCCAGAUCUGUUUGUGCUGUAUAGCCAAUUAAUGACCGUAGGAGUUGUUUACACAGCAUACAGUAAGGGAAAAAAGUAUUUGAUCCCCUGCUGAUUUUGUACAUUUGCCCACUGACAAAGACAUGAUCAGUCUAUAAUUUUAAUGUAGGUUUAUUUGAACAGAGACAGAAUAACAACAAAGAAAUCCAGAAAAACGCAUGUCAAAAAUGUUAUGAAUUGAUUUGCAUUUUAAUGAGGGAAAUAAGUAUUUGACCCCUCUGCAAAACAUGACAUAGUACUUGGUGGCAAAACCCUUGUUGGCAAUCACAGAGGUCAGACGUUUCUUGUAGUUGGCCACCAGGUUUGCACACAUCUCUGGAGGGAUUUUGUCCCACUCCUCUUUGCAGAUUUUCUUCAAGUCAUUAAGGUUUCGAGGCUGAUGUUUGGCAACUCGAAUCUUCAGCUCCCUCCAUAGAUUUUCUAUGGGAUUAAGGUCUGGAGACUGGCUAGGCCACUCCAGGACAUUAAUGUGCUUCUUCUUGAGCCACUCCUUUGUUGCCUUGGCCGUGUGUUUUGGGUCAUUGUCAUGCUAGAAUACCCAUCCACGACCCAUUUUCAAUGCCCUGGCUGAGGGAAGGAGGUUCUCACCCAAGAUUUGACGGUACAUGGCCCCGUCCAUCGUCCCUUUGAUGCGGUGAAGUUGUCCUGUCCCCUUAGCAGAAAAACACCCCCAAAGCAUAAUGUUUCCACCUCCAUGUUUGACGGUGGGGAUGGUGUUCUUGGGGUCAUAGGCAGCAUUCCUCCUCCUCCAAACACGGUGAGUUGAGUUGAUGCCAAAGAGCUCAAUUUUGGUCUCAUCUGACCACAACACUUUCACCCAGUUCUCCUCUGAAUCAUUCAGAUGUUCAUUGGCAAACUUCAGACAGGCCUGUAUAUGUGCUUUCUUGAGCAGGGGGACCUUGCGGGCGUUGCAGGAUUUCAGUCCUUCACGGUGUAGUGUGUUACCAAUUGUUUUCUUGGUGACUAUGGUCCCAGCUGCCUUGAGAUCAUUGACAAGAUCCUCCCGUGUAGUUCUGGGCUGAUUCCUCACCGUUCUCAUGAUCAUUACAACUCCACGAGGUGAGAUCUUGCAUGAAGCCCCAGGCCGAGGGAGAUUGACAGUUAUUUUGUGUUUCUUCCAUUUGCGAAUAAUCGCACCAACUGUUGUCACCUUCUCACCAAGCUGCUUGGCGAUGGUCUUGUAGCCCAUUCCAGCCUUGUGUAGGUCUACAAUCUUGUCUCUGACAUCCUUGGAGAGCUCUUUGGUCUUGGCCAUGGUGGAGAGUUUGGAAUCUGAUUGAUUGAUUGCUUCUGUGGACAGGUGUCUUUUAUACAGGUAACAAACUGAGAUUAGGAGCACUCCCUUUAAGAGUGUGCUCCUAAUCUCAACUCGUUACCUGUAUAAAAGACACCUGGGAGCCAGAAAUCUUUCUGAUUGAGAGGGGGUCAAAUACUUAUUUCCCUCAUUAAAAUGCAAAUCAAUUUAUAACAUUUUUGACAUGCGUUUUUCUGGAUUUUUUUGUUGUUAUUCUGUCUCUCACUGUUCAAAUAAACCUACCAUUCAAAUUAUAGACUGAUAAUUUCUUUGUCAGUGGGCAAACGUACAAAAUCAGCAGGGGAUCAAAUACUUUUUUCCCUCACUGUAGAUCUGGGAUCAGGCUACAUUUGAUGAUCCCAUCCUAACCUUUCAAUCACCCAAUGAAACGGCCUCAGGUAAAUUAAUUACAGUGAAGCACCAGCACCACACUACACUAUUCAGGGAGACUGAUAAGCCUGGAGUACCAAACAUUCUUAUUCAUCAAAGGAAUGGGGUGCUGAAUCCUCAUAGUAAACAUAGUAAAUGAACUAUGAAGGAGGAUUGCACUCUCCAAAUAAUUGGAUGUCAAAUAUUUAUGUUGACAUAAUCUCGGAACACAGAAACCAAAUCUUGUGUGCACUGGCUAGCAGUGUCACGAGAGACUAAUUUGUACAACAUGAAUGUUGUGCAUGUAAAAAAAAUAAUCAGACACUGUACAAUUAUAUAUGAAUAAUAUAUGAUCAAAAGGAAUAUUUUGACAAAUAAUGGCCUAUCUUUGUAAUUGACUCCCAUUGUAUGUAAUGUUCAGACCACAGGUGCUCAGGUGCAGGUGGCAGGGGACAUGCUGCCAGAAUCCACUGAGAGAGCUGUCACUAUCUCAGGCACUCCUCAGGCCAUCACACAGUGUGUCAGACACAUCUGCUCUGUCAUGCUGGAGGUAAGCAACCAAUACAAUUAACAUACAGUAUUAUUAUAGCAUCCAAUUAUCAGUUUGUUCAAAUUGAUAUCCAGACCUGAAAUGGCUCAAGGCUUGAUAAUUAUGGUAUCAAACCAUGCCAUAAUAAUGAAGGCUACAGCCAUAUCAGGGACAAGUCAUCUAAGAAACAAUAGAAUCUAACUAGUUGUAGUUGAUAGUGAUGUGUUUGUCCGAUCAGUCAUUGCUGUCUGUUGUUUGGUCGUGUCUUCAGUCACCACCCAAAGGAGCAACUAUCCCAUAUCGCCCCAGGACCAUGCCAGGAGCCGGCCAUCCAGUAUUUCAACAACAACAACAACAGCAACAACAUGCUUCACAAGUGAGUCAUUUUUUUUUGUAUGUACAAAAGUUACACUUGAAUACAAUACAGUAAGAUAAAAAAAAUAUACACAUCAGCCCUUUGGUACUGAUGAUUGGCAAGUGAUGGCAGGUGAUCAAAUAUCCUUCUAAGGGUGAUGAUAUUAUGUUCAGGACAUUUACGAUAACCUUGUUCAAAAAGCCUGCAUGUUCAGGGCAUUCUGCAUUGUUUUGAGGUUAGGUCACUUCCAUUGGAAAUGUUAAUGUGUGUGUACAUUCCAAUUCAUUUCUUGAAAAUGAUAUACAAGAACCUGUUAUAUGACGAUGGAAGGCUGGAAGGACAGCUACUAGCCACAUAAUGUUGUUAUUGUAUAUUCAUUAACAUACCUGCUUGUAAUUAAAGAUGUAAUUAAAAUGCAAACUAGGCACUCAUUCCGCUCAUUCUAGGAAUUUCAUGGAAAUUAAUUGCAUUUCCUGUUAUUCCAAUUAAAAUGCAGAUUCUGCAUCUUCCUGGCCUUUUUUGAUUCAGAGUUACCAAGUUAGGAAAUGUAAUUGGAGUUAAGGCUACAAAAACAUUCUGAAGUGACACACAAUGCUCAUUUAGCCAAAAAACAACCAGGGCAUCUUUUCACCACCAGAGGGAAGCAUCCGCAUCCGCAUAUAAUGAAAUCUCUCCACUAUUUGUAGAUUGUGAGUGGCCAGAUGAGAAAUUGCUGCCACAGCCAGUUGACUUAAACGUCUAUAGUCUCUGGUCAGAGCUGUCAUAUAACUACACAGCAGUUAGUAAGCACAUCGCCCCUUUAGAAAUUACGUCAGUGUACCGAUGUGCAUCAACGCUAGACAAAUAUAACACUUAAGCAUCUCACUUUGUCAUGUGGCAUUAUGCAUUAUGGCUCCCAUUUUACAUAUAGCAAAAUCCAUUAUGACCUUUCACAAAUGUGUGUGUCCGAUUGGACAUCCUGGGCACAAGUUUAAAAAAAAUGAAAUGAGUAACCUUUAGAUUAAAUUAGGUGGAUCGAAACAUAGACGUAGUAGUAGUUACAGAUUUUGGGGAUGUGACCAAAGCAGCAUGGAAACAACAUCAAAUCCUGAUGUGUUGCAACCAUUUAGAAAAUAAUCAAAAAGGGACAAGAGGACAAAUGGUCAAACAGUUAUAAUACCCCACUCAUGUAUACCAUUUUUGCAGGCCUUCACAAUUCAAGGACAGUAUGCUUUUCCACAUCAAGAUGUAAGUGUAUUUGUCUGAUCCAAUAACACCCACCCUAAUGACCUACUCCUACCCACCACCACCACCUUCCAAGCCACCACUAUGCCCUCAGUGCACACACUAGCAAGGAUGAAACACUAACACUAUAUUGUACUGUAGUGUUUAUUAACACUAACAUAGCAGCUUGCUUUUUUCAAAAGAGUGUGAGCAAAGACGGGGACCAUAAAACAAUGCUAACGGUGACUUGGCCCCUCUUUCUCAUAGAAAUACCACAUGUAAUAUUGACGAAUCUCAUCACUUCCAUGACAAGCCAGCAUAAUUCUGAUGUCAAACGUCAAAUUCUUCACCAAACUAACACACAUUUUGAACUCUGUGUUUGAACUUAAGAUUGGCUCUGUAUUGUAGCUAUAGCUGUCAGCUCCGCUGAAAUAAUCCAGUUUGAUUGGUUAGUUCUAACUUCCUUCCUACCCUGCAGUUGACCAAGCUUCACCAGUUGGCUAUGCAGCAUAUCCCCCUCCCUUCCCUUGGGCAAAGCAACCCUACCUUCCCUGGUACGUACCCAAGGCUCCCUGGGGAAGUCCAUCUAUCCCUCUCUCUCUGUGCUCCUCUCUCUUCUUCUGUGCUCAUCACACCAAUCAAAAACCCUCUUCUGCUUCUGGAAGGAACACAUCUUCUCUUACACGGUUAUGUUUUACUGUAUGUCUGUAAAGAUAGAGACAUUUUUAUGAGGUGGUAGCCUACAUCUUACAGAACCCUCAUCUCACAGACCCCUCUCCGUGACCUUGGCAAUGAUUAUCCUCUGUCUCUAACAUCCCCCAUACCAUCCCUGCCCUAUACCACCCCAUGUAUUCUAUCCUACAACAAAGAAGCAGCAAAUUGAAAUAACACAAUAUUCAAACAGUGAGAAUUAUUGAAUUAUUACAAUUGUUUGAUAAAAAGACAGAGUAUUGCUGAAAAUGUAUGCAUUUCAAAGGAUACAUUCACAAAUUGAAAUGCUAAGGUCUAUUCAUAAUCUAUCAUAAUGUAUAAUUAUAUGUGUUUUACAUCAAAGCUGUUAUGUCACUUUGUGCUUUUAUGGCAUCAUGUUAGAUGAACAUGCAAUGUGACUUGAAUUCUUUACAGUGACCAAAUAACUGAUGAAUGUAAUGUCUCAGGCAUCAUACAUACAGUAACAUGCAAUGCCAUGACUUUCAGUGCAUAUGGAAACAGUACUGUAGUUACCAUGCUAUGUCCUACUCUGCAGGAAUGGAUGCCUCUGUCCCCACAAGUUCUCAGGAGCUGGCAAUACCCAAUGAUGUAAGUCUUGCUCAGUCUCAUCAGCAUCAUACAAUAUACAGAUCACAGUCAUUUAGGUACCGCUUUCGCUGCUCUAAAAUGAGAAUGACAGCUGAAGUUGUUGUUUUUUGUGAUAUGUAAGCCAACUGAAUGCUGUAUCUUUACAUGAUGUUCUAUUCUAAUCUUUAGGUAGACAGAUUUCCAAUUGUCAGAUGUCCAAACUGGAGAGAAUGUUUGUCAGAUGUCCAAAUUGUGGACAUAACAUUAUGGAGGAUACAGAUGUUUUUAAUUGGACUGAUAAUGCAUGAGCAACACGUGACACAUCUUUUGACUUAAAUGUUCACUUUCCUAUCUUUUCCUCCUCAGUUUAUUGGCAGCAUAAUUGGCAGACAAGGCAGCAAGAUCAAUGAGAUUCGCCAGGUGUCAGGAGCUCACAUUAAGAUAGCCAGUGCCGCGGACGGAUCGCCCAUGCGCCAAGUCACGAUCAUAGGCUCUCCGACCAGCAUCAGUGUGGCACACUACCUCAUCAAUGUCAGGUAAGACUGCCUCGCUUGUGAGUUGUGACCCAUGAGGCACUACAUGACAGACAACUGACAAGAUACAAUAUAAAAUAGAGAACAAGAUAGUCAAACAACAUAAAAUAGUCAAACUAACAGUGUUGACAGGAAGGAAGGAUGGAAUUGUUUUGUUUUAGGGAAAAGCAUUACAUCUUAUGUAAGUGCCUUGGGGUCUACAUACAAUCCAGUGAUCCAAAUUCACAAAAGCAUGAAAACGUUUUUGUCUUACUGCUUUUAACACAUAACAUUCCUCAUUUGAUUUUUCCCCCCUUUCUCUCACUCUCCUCCCAUGCUUUACCCAUUCUAUUCCCGCCUUUCUUUGGAUAUGCCUCUCCUUAACUCCUUUGCUGAACCCUACCUUCCCAUCUUCUCCCAACCCCAUCCUCUCCAAAAAUGACUACCUUCCCUGUAUCUGUUUACAGCUUAGAGAUGGCUAAAUACACCAUGCAGGCUGCUUCCUCUGCGUCAUCUGUUGACCUCAACAAUAUGAGCUUCUCUCAGUCUGCUCCCACUGUCUCCACACCCACCUCUAUGGCUGUCAUGGCUGCCACCACCCAAGUCCCUGGCGCCAUUAACAUGCACUCCCCCUCCACCUUACAGUCCAUCACCACCCAGCACUAUGCUGUCCCUGUUUCCAGUCUGCUUGGCAUGAAAACGCUCCCUAUGCUGGCUAUGCACCCAGCAGCUGCCUCAGGCCUUCCACAAGGUCUCUCCCCUUACACCACUAAGAUUCCUACUGCUGGCAUGAAAAAACCUGAGCGCCAGAAGUUUGCCCCAUAUUGACAUAUGGGAUAAGAAUUGAAUUCCCCUUCCAAAAACAAAUUUGGGGUCAGUACUGCAUAACACUUAUUCCCUGUUGCAAAGCUUGAUUAAGAUGUAUUGACUGUAUGCAGAGGCCUCAUGCCCA